AUGCAGCCCCAUAUGUGUGCAGCAAUUCUUGUCAUCAACAUUCUGUGCCACAGCCAGGCCUUCACCACCGAGCGACGGAGCCACUUGCGACCCUCGUUCCACGGGCACCACGAGAAAGGCAAGGAGGGGCAGGUGCUGCAGCGCUCCAAGAGAGGCUGGGUCUGGAACCAGUUCUUCGUGAUCGAGGAGUACACCGGGCCUGACCCCGUGCUCGUGGGCAGGCUUCAUUCCGAUAUUGACUCUGGUGAUGGGAACAUUAAAUACAUUCUCUCAGGUGAAGGAGCCGGAACCAUUUUUGUGAUUGAUGACAAAUCAGGGAACAUUCAUGCCACCAAGACAUUGGACCGGGAAGAGAGAGCCCAGUACACGCUCAUGGCACAGGCGGUGGACAGGGACACCAACCGGCCGCUGGAGCCACCGUCGGAGUUCAUCGUCAAGGUCCAGGACAUUAAUGACAACCCGCCCGAGUUCCUGCAUGAGACCUAUCAUGCCAACGUGCCUGAGAGGUCCAACGUGGGGACAUCGGUAAUCCAGGUGACAGCUUCAGAUGCAGAUGAUCCCACCUAUGGAAACAGCGCGAAGUUAGUAUACAGCAUCCUAGAAGGACAACCCUACUUUUCAGUAGAAGCACAGACAGGUAUCAUCAGAACAGCCCUCCCCAACAUGGACAGGGAAGCGAAGGAGGAGUACCACGUGGUGAUCCAGGCCAAGGACAUGGGUGGACACAUGGGUGGACUCUCAGGGACAACCAAAGUGACGAUCACACUGACUGAUGUCAAUGACAACCCACCAAAGUUUCCACAGAGCGUAUACCAGAUGUCUGUGUCAGAAGCAGCUGUCCCCGGGGAGGAAGUAGGAAGAGUAAAGGCAAAAGACCCAGACAUUGGAGAAAAUGGUUUAGUCACCUACAAUAUUGUUGAUGGAGACGGUAUGGAAUUGUUUGAAAUCACCACGGACUAUGAGACACAGGAGGGUGUGGUCAAACUGAAAAAGCCUGUAGAUUUUGAAACCAAAAGAGCAUACAGCUUGAAGGUAGAGGCAGCCAAUGUGCACAUCGACCCAAAGUUCAUCAGCAACGGGCCUUUCAAGGACACUGUGACGGUCAAGAUUGCAGUGGAAGAUGCUGAUGAGCCCCCCAUGUUCUUGGCCCCAAGUUAUAUCCAUGAAGUCCAAGAAAAUGCAGCGGCUGGCACUGUGGUUGGGAGAGUGCACGCCAAAGACCCCGAUGCUGCCAACAGCCCGAUAAGGUAUUCCAUCGAUCGUCAUACUGACCUCGACAGGUUUUUCACUAUUAAUCCAGAGGAUGGUUUUAUUAAAACCACAAAACCUUUGGACAGAGAGGAAACUGCCUGGCUCAACAUAUCCGUUUUUGCAGCAGAAAUCCACAACCGGCAUCAGGAAGCCAAAGUGCCAGUGGCCAUUAGGGUCCUUGAUGUCAACGAUAAUGCCCCCAAGUUUGCCGCCCCUUAUGAAGGCUUCAUCUGUGAGAGUGAUCAGACCAAGCCACUUUCUAACCAGCCAAUUGUUACAAUUAGUGCAGAUGACAAGGAUGACACAGCCAAUGGACCAAGAUUUAUCUUCAGUCUACCCCCUGAAAUCAUUCACAAUCCAAAUUUCACAGUCAGAGACAACAGAGAUAACACUGCAGGGGUGUAUGCCCGGCGUGGAGGCUUCAGUCGGCAGAAGCAGGAUCUGUACCUCCUGCCCAUCGUGAUCAGCGAUGGCGGAGUCCCUCCCAUGAGUAGCACCAACACCCUCACCAUCAAGGUCUGUGGGUGUGAUGUGCACGGUGUACUGCUGUCCUGCAAUGCUGAGGCCUACAUCCUGAAUGCCGGCCUGAGCACGGGGGCGCUCAUCGCCAUCCUCGCCUGCAUCGUCAUUCUGCUGGUCAUUGUAGUGUUGUUUGUGACCCUGAGACGGCAAAAGAAAGAACCACUCAUAGUCUUUGAGGAAGAAGAUGUCCGUGAGAACAUCAUUACCUAUGACGAUGAAGGGGGCGGGGAAGAAGACACAGAAGCCUUUGAUAUUGCCACCCUCCAGAAUCCUGAUGGGAUCAAUGGAUUUAUCCCUCGCAAAGACAUAAAACCCGAGUAUCAGUACAUGCCUAGGCCUGGACUCCGGCCAGCACCCAACAGUGUGGACGUCGAUGAUUUCAUCAACACGAGAAUACAGGAGGCAGAUAAUGACCCAACUGCCCCUCCUUAUGAUUCCAUCCAAAUCUAUGGUUACGAAGGCAGGGGCUCAGUGGCCGGGUCCCUGAGCUCCUUAGAGUCUGCCACCACAGAUUCAGACUUGGACUAUGACUACCUACAGAACUGGGGACCUCGUUUUAAGAAACUAGCAGACUUGUACGGUUCCAAAGACACUUUUGACGACGACUCUUAA
Puma concolor (puma) is the source of this 2385-nucleotide messenger RNA. Lineage: Eukaryota; Metazoa; Chordata; Mammalia; Carnivora; Felidae. The record is from RefSeq and is a predicted model, not a curated record.